AAUAGCUUUUUAAUGUUUGUGUUUGCAGUUGAUGCCAGGACAAGUGUUAAACGGGAUAAUGUGGCUGCUUCUUCCCAGAAGACAAUAGAGAUAAGCACGGUUUCUGAUGCAAAUGGAAAGGAUCUUGGGAAGGAGGCCAAAGCCUCGAUGCCAGCUGCUAAAUCCAGUCUUUUCUUCUCACUUUCGUGGCCCGUACCAGGACGUACCAGAGACCGAGGCACAGAUUCAUCAUUCGGAUCAGUAAAGCUUGAUGUCAGCUCGGAAAAAGCUCCGGGGAACAAAGCACCAAGUGAGAACAUGAAACUUCCGGCAACAGCUGCACUGGAAAAGAGAGCAGAUAAAACCCCAAGGCAGGCCCCAGCUCAAGCAUCCUUCACCGCAGCUCAACAACUAGCUUCUCCUCCACCUGAGGGAGAGCAGGUAGCUCCCAUCAAGACCAAGGAAACUGGCUUUUUUGACAAAUUUUUCACACUGGACAAGGGAAAAGACAAGGCACCCAUUGAAACCCAAGAGGAAAUUAAGAGCACAGAUAAUCACAACCCAGUGAGAACAACUCCUGGAUUAUUGAACCUGCCAAACAAUGUCCCAGAGGAGAAGGAUUUAGUUGACAGCAACAAAAAGGAUAAACUGCAAAAGACAGUGGCCACCAAUUUUUCAGUCCUUGAAGAUCCUAAGGAAACUGAAAUUGCAGAAGAGAACCCAAAGACAGAAGAUACAACAGAGAAUAAUAAUCCCAUCAUGAGUUUCUUUAAAACCCUGGUUUCACCUAACAAGGCUGAAACAAAAAAUGAAUCAGAAGACAAGGCAUCCAAAGCGGAAAAGGUUCAAGGAGGACAAGCUGGUCAGAAGGCUGCAGCAGAAGCUCAGACUAAAGGAUCCAAGAAAAAGAAUCCAGACAGUCCCAGACUAGGCCACGCACUGAGAAAAUUCUUUAGACACAAGACUGAUGAAAAGCCACCUGCCUCUUCGGCCAUCACCACGUCAGACAAAGCCAACUCUCCAGCUCGAGGAGCCCAGGGGGCCCCCAAGGCCGCUAAAGGCUCUAACCCUGCAGCCCAGCAGCACCCAGCAGGAUCUCCUGAACAGGCGAAGGAGAAAGCGGGCCCUACAUCCACACCCCUGAGCAAACUAUUUCGGAAAAAGUCCAUUAAAGAGGUUCCAGCUCCCCAAAGUCCUGAGGAGAAUGUCACAAGAGAUGUAGCAGUACAGGUUUCAAUAUCCGAUGAAGUACACACGUCAUUACAAACGGUGGAUCUCAAUGAAGAGGAGAAUAGGAAUAAUAAAGCUACAGAGGUAAAGCCCAAAGGAGAAGAAAAUAAGACACCUCGGAAAAACCUGAUGAUGUUUUUCAAACAACUGUCAGUCAGAGAUGAGGGUGAGAUCACCAAUUCAGAAGAGUCUAAGAGCAAAGAUCCUGAGAGUCAAACAUCAGAGUCCACAGAAAAGAUAGCCUCUCCGGGGAAUUCUGAGCCUGCAGGAUCUGGGCAGAAGAACAAGGAGGGCUCAAAAGACAAGAAGGCCACUACUGAGCAGAACAAGCAGAAAGGCAACAAACACGAAACCAAAGAGCAGUCCAGCACCGCGGACCAGCGAAUGGCUGAGAUGAACUCCGUGCAGAAUGGGGGAGAUUCUAAAGAAAGCCCUCAGAAGAGACCGGAGAAGCGGCAGUCACUCGGUGGCUUCUUUAAAGGCCUGGGACCAAAGCGGAUGUCUGAUGCUGAAGUGCAGACAGAUCCUGUGUCCAUCUUACCUGCCGGAAAAUCCAAGUGAUAAAUACCUCCAGCUACUGAAGAAUUGAUGGCUCUUAACAAGCUCUCUUGCAGUCACCUUGACUCUUUCCCUCUCUUAUUACUGCUGCCAUCAAAUGGGUACCUGCCUUAAGCAACACUGGAUGUAUAUUGAGGUGUAUUAUUUACAUAUUUGGUUCAUUAUAUUGUAGUAAAUAACUGUGAAGAUUGUCAAGAAGGAGAGCGAAGUAUAAUUAAAAAGAGGUCUGUAAUGUUGAUGACUUCCAAGUCUUGGAAGUAAAAACAAAUGAAUUCUAGAUAAGUUAAGAAAAUGGCAGCGAAAAGUAAAUUGAAGAAUAAUGAAGUAGGAUCAAAGGAAUUAAGUUCUAUGGGGAAGAAUCCCUCAACCUUGAAGCUUUAAGUGAAGAUAAAGCGAUAGUUUGUAAGUUUUCAUUUCAGAGGGAAAAAAAAUGUGUUGGGGAUUGGCCAACUUGUUGGAAUUACUUAGAUCCAAAGAAUGAAUGAUUAAGGGUUAUUUUUAAAAUAGGCCCUUGAAAGUUACUGAUGGAAUUUCAAAGGCUAGAUGCCCAGGGCUUGAAAUGAUUUGGAAAAAAAAAAGAUUUUUUCUUGGUUUGGUGAAAUGGGUUGGAUAACAAAUAUUAAAAAAAAAAGGAAGGUUAUCGUUGAACACCAGGGGGCGCCACGAUCUCCAGUACUAUAUAUUCUACUAAUUCAGAUUAUAUAGCUGCAAUCUUACAUUAUUAAUGUUUUUCAGAUGUCUGAAGAGACCUCAUCUAUUUCGUCUGACAUUUGUCUGGGAUCAUGUCUGUAAUUCCUAAUGAAACCCUGAAUGUUAUCAAGAUUCUGUCUCUCCUUUUUACAAAACUUACAAUAACCUAAUAAUAAAGUUUACGGAAGAUUUA
Ornithorhynchus anatinus (platypus) is the source of this 2650-nucleotide messenger RNA. It is a transcript of the gene BCAS1, whose product is annotated as brain enriched myelin associated protein 1. The record is from RefSeq and is a predicted model, not a curated record. The transcript has 10 exons. The coding region runs from base 13 to 1770 and encodes 585 amino acids. Gene Ontology annotation, biological process: myelination. NCBI's taxonomy places the organism in Eukaryota, Metazoa, Chordata, Mammalia, Monotremata, Ornithorhynchidae.